AUGUCGUCCUCUUCUUCCCCUUCGAUAGACCCGCCAGAUCCGACUUCUUCGGUUGCCGAGCCGCCGUCAGUUGUGAUAACUCCUUUUUCUCUUGCUCCUCCAUCUGAAUCCGGCUUCAAGUCGAUUCCAUCAUCUCCCCUGGUUCCUCCGUCCGCUGCUCCUCCAUCCUCUUCCUCGGUUCCCCCGGAGAUUCCUUCUUCAUCUGCUCUGCCGUAUGCGGCUCGUUUUAAAGCAUCGCUACGAAAUCUUAAAAAAAUGUCACCUCUGACUUUCCUCGAUGACGGCACGCCGAUAGUACAGGCGCCAGAAUCAGUGCUCCUUCAGGCUUCUGAGCUUUGGAAAGGGCACAUAGUGGCUCAAUUCCAUGGACUUCUUCCUCCGGCUUCUGUGGUGUUCAAUGACCUAAAUCCAAUUUGGGGAAAAUUUGGCAACAUUUCAAUGCGCAAAAUCUCCGACUUCGCUUGUAUGAUUUUCAUUCCCUCGCUACAAACUAGGGAGUGGGUCCUGCAGGUAGGACUUUGGCAUGCCGGUCACUGCUCUUUCACAGUAACCCCUUGGACCCCUGAAGGUUCUCUUGACAUCGCUGAACUCCAUUCGGCUCCUACAUGGGUAGUUCUGAAAAACGUUCCUCCAAUGCUUUACUCACUAGAUGGUAUUAGUGUGAUUACCAGUGCUAUUGGAGAGCCUCUACACACAGAGAAAUCUCGUUUGGAUGCAGUAAAUAGUGGUGAAACUAAGGUCAAAGUAGAAAUCCUGCUCGACAGCUCUCCCCCCGAAACCAUCAUUGUCCGCGAUUCUCAAGGAAACACAGCUACGGUCUCUGUAUCUUACCCAAGGCUCCCCCCAAAAUGCUCCAUAUGUCGUCGCUUUGGCCAUUUGCUGAACCGCUGUCCACAGACCUUAAGCAAGCGUUCCUCUCGGAAGAGUGUCUCAACCUCGACAAUAGUGCUAAAUGACACUUCGACACUAAACAAACAACCUUCUUUGGCCUCUGAUAUUCAUUUUUCUGCUGGAAAACAAGAGAGCCCUCACCAAUCACCGGAAGUAAAGAAGCCCAGAGAGAGAUCUCGAUCACGAUCUAGAGUUCGGCCUUUGAGCUCUCCUCCAGUGAUACCCUCCGGCUCUAUGCUUCAGAGCUCACCUGAUAAAACGGAUAACCGGGACCCUUCUCAUGUUCUCGAAGACCCUUCAUCAAAGGCUCCUCCUGAACAGCAUACGGUUUUAGAAGCUUCGCUCAGGAAUAUCAAAGUGGGUCCCGUCAAUAAGGUUGACCUGCCCUUCUUGCAGUACUUGACAAAGUCUGCCAAAAAACAUGCGAAUAAGCUUCGGAGGCAGGCUGCGCUAGCUGCAGCUUCUCCUGAAGUCCAACUACCAGCUCGUCAGUCUCCCCAUGCGCCUUUCAGCAUUUCUUCCUUCACUGUUGCUUUCGUGUAUGCUAAUAACACUGAAGGACAGAGGAAAAGACUGUGGGAGAAAAUCUCUUAUCUAAACUCGACCUCUCCACUAAACUCUCACCCUUGGCUUAUCGCGGGUGACUUCAAUCAGAUCAUCUCCAGCUCAGAACAUUUCUCAAUCCUUCCUACUACUCUGCCUCUCACUGGUAUGGCAGAUUUCCAAGAUUGCUUAACCAAUAACAAUUUAGAAGAUCUUCAGAGUAAUGGAGUUUUAUUCACUUGGUCGAACCAUUGUAUCCAUGCUCCAGUUCUGAGAAAGCUUGAUCGUGUAUUGAUUAAUGAUCAAUGGGCUGCUGCUUACCCGGAUUCCUUGGCGGUUUUUGACCCUCCUAGAGCUUCUGACCACUCUCCAUGUCUUAUCAGCCUUGAUGCUUCUGUGGAACGUGGUAGGAAAAGCUUCAAGUAUUUCUCCUUCCUUGCUACUCACCCGAAUUUUAGCAGCUUCAUAGAUAAAGCUUGGUCUGCUCCCAUAAGUGUAGGCUGUGCAAUGUUCUCGCUCGGUCAACGUCUUAAUGCUGCGAAGUUAUGCUGUCGUACUCUGAAUAAAGACGGCUUUGGUAACAUUCAACAAAAGGCUUCUGAUUCCUUGGCCAAACUAGAAGCAAUUCAACUUCCUCGUGGAGCGAAGAUUUCUUGGGACUCAGUCUGUACUUCUCGCGAAUGCAGUGGUCUUGGUCUUCGCAGACUGUUGGAUUGGAAUAAGGUGAUGGGGUUUAAGCUGAUUUGGUUAAUUUUCACCUCCAGCGGCUCCCUGUGGGUCUCCUGGAUCCGCUACCAUCUUAUAGGUACCAACAACUUCUGGACGCUAGAAACUAAUUCUGGUAGCUGGAUUUGGAAGCAGCUUUGUAAGUUGCGAGAGUUGGCUAGACCGUUUAUUUUUUGUGAUGUUCGCUCGGGGAUGACUGCUCAGUUCUGGCAUGACAAUUGGACAGGUUUAGGUCCUCUUAUUGAACUCUCUGGUCUUGAUGGUCCUCGUUGCACCGGCCUACCUUCUCAAGCGGUUGUAGCGGAUGCAAUUCGCGAUGGGAAUUGGUGGCUUCAUCGAUCACGAAGCCGUAACCCAAUUAUUUCUCUGGUCUGCCAAUGCCUGCCAGAUCCUCACCCCAUUGCAACAGCUGAGGAGGAUGACGCUUACUUAUGGAAAAUUGGCUCCAAUGGAGUUCCUAGAGGUUUCUUCUCUGCCUCGGCAACUUGGAAGCACCUACAUCCUACAUCCUCGGUGGUGUCUUGGUUUAAGACGGUUUGGUUCUCUGGAAGAUUUCCAAAGCACUCGUUCAUCUGUUGGGUUGCAGCGCGUGAUAGGAUGUAUACGAGGGACAGGAUGCGAAGUUGGGGCCUUAACAUCCCAGCCAACUGUCUCCUCUGCAAUACAGUCGAUGAAACGAGGGAUCAUCUCUUCUUCGAUUGUCCUUAUAGUCAGGAGGUAUGGUCUUACUUCUACUUAGCUGCCCAUUUAAAUCCUCCGGCUGCUUUUGAUCUCCUCCUGGUUUGGAUGUGCAAUCUCUCUCGAAACAAGAACAUCUCUCUCAUCAUUAAACUUGCGUUUCAAGCUUCUCUCUAUGCAAUUUGGAAAGAAAGAAACUCCAGGUUACACUCUUCAAUCUCUCGUCCAGCUGCUCUGAUUGUCGAAGAAAUCAAGAAACAGUUAAAAGCUCGCUUAGAUCCUUUAUCUAGGGCUCAACCGGCCAAUUUAGCUUCUAUCUCUUACUUAACCACUUGGUUCUCUCUCUUCUAA
This is a messenger RNA of Thlaspi arvense, 3189 nucleotides long. Lineage: Eukaryota; Viridiplantae; Streptophyta; Magnoliopsida; Brassicales; Brassicaceae. The record is from the annotation of a GenBank genome assembly.